AUGGCUCAGUGUCAGAUCGUCUGCAACCCAAAGCUCUACUGUUUGUCGGCAAUCACAAAUCUGACUCCUGUCUUCAACCUGGAUCUCAUCUCUGUCAGCUCUUCAGGCCUGGUGACAGAAAUAAGGGGAUUCAACGACCCGCAGAAAGAUGAGUACUUCAAGAAGAGAAUCAGUGAUGAAAACCUGGCCAGCAAAACCAUCACACACCUGAAAUCAUCCAGGAGCCUGUACAUCAUGUGCCACAUUCCAGUCUUUUGCUGGAUUUCGGCCACUGUUGUAGAGAAAACAUCAGACAAAGCAGAAAUUCCAAGGACUCUGACUCAAAUGUACACACACUUCCUGGUCAUACAGACAAGCAUAAAAAAGGACAAGUACACAGAGAGAAAAGAGACCGAUAAAGAUGUGAUUUUCAAACUGGGGAAACUGGCUUUCCAACAGCUGGAGAAAGGCAAUCUGAUCUUCUAUGAGGAAGACCUGAGAGAGUGUGGCAUUGAUCUCACAGAAGCAUCAGUGUACUCAGGAGUGUGUACUCAGAUCUUCAGAGAGGAGGCUGGGCUGUACCAGGGCAAGGUGUACAGCUUUGUGCAUCUGAGCAUCCAGGAGUUUCUUGCAGCUCUUUAUGUGUUUCUCUGCUUCAGCAACAGACAGAGAAACAUGCUUGACCAACGGCAAACUUCUCAGCUUUCUGCUCUGUUCAGAGCUGCAACACUUCAUGAUCUACACAAGACUGCAGUGGACCUGGCCUUACAGAGUAGGAAUGGACACCUGGACCUUUUCCUCCGCUUCCUUCUGGGCCUCUCACUGGAGUCCAAUCAGAAUCUCUUAAAGUACCUACUGCCACAGAACAACAGCCAAUCAGAUAGCUCAGAGCAGACAGUCCAGUAUGUCAAACAGAAGAUCAGAGAUCAGAGUAGCUCAGACAGAAGGAUCAACCUUUUCUACUGUCUGAAUGAGCUGAAUCACCAUGCUGUAGUGGAACACAAAAAGAGCUCAGUAGAUCUGCAUGUAGAGACACUCUUACCAGGACAGUGGGAGACUAAGACAUGGAAGAAGUUCAAGAUGUCAGAAGAGCACAUGGCUGAGUUUGACCUGCAGAAGUGCAUAAAGACACCAGAGGAGGAUCAGACUGAACUCCUCAGUCCAGAGGAAGUUCUCUUGAAAGUGGUGCCAGGAGUCACAGAAGCUCUUGGUGUAAAACAGCUAUGGAGUCUGGUGGUGCUAAAGACAGCUGGUGGAGUACAGUACUCCUCCCCACACUGA
Molecule: messenger RNA, 1260 nt
Organism: Sardina pilchardus (European sardine)
Lineage: Eukaryota; Metazoa; Chordata; Actinopteri; Clupeiformes; Clupeidae
Product: protein NLRC3-like
Exons: 3
Coding region: 1-1260 (419 amino acids)
Biological process (GO): intracellular signal transduction
Source: RefSeq, a predicted model, not a curated record